AUGCUGACAGCAUUUCAAAAAGAGAAUAACAUAAGUUUCAUGCCACACGAUAUAUCAGCUCUUAUUCAGGAACAUUUGCAAGGACUGGAAACUAAUCUAAAAGAAUAUUUUCCUCCAAUUAACAGUAACAAAGAAUGGAUAAGAAACCCAUUUUCAAUCAAUAUUGAAACAAGUUUUUCGGACUUAAAUGUUGAAUCAUUAAUUGAACUCUCAUGUGACACGGCACUCAAAGACAUAUAUAAGGAACGGCCAUUAAUAGAUUUUUGGUUAUCUUGUCGUAAAGAGUACCCAGUUGUAGCAGAACAAGCGAUAAAAUUUCUAAUGCCUUUUGUCACGACCUAUAAGUGUGAAGCAGGAUUUUCAACACUCGUCUUCCUGAAGAAUAAAUACAGGAAUCGGUUGGAAGUUGAACCGGACUUAAGAAUAAAAUUAACGUCCUUUCCAGCAAACUUGGAGUUCCUAGUUAAAAAUAAACAGCAUCAUACUUCUCACUGA
Molecule: messenger RNA, 495 nt
Organism: Macrosiphum euphorbiae (potato aphid)
Lineage: Eukaryota; Metazoa; Arthropoda; Insecta; Hemiptera; Aphididae
Source: the annotation of a GenBank genome assembly